UAAUAAUUAGAGGAUGAGUUUUUGACAUAUAAUGAAUCAAUCUAAGAGACUUAUUCUUUCUGUGAAAGCAAUCUGUUUGCUUUUUUGACUCUGUUUCUUUCAACUGGAGUGGAGGAGAUGAGGUUGGUGACGUGGGUGGUAGUUGGCGUGAAAACUCCAGAGCAGCUAAAACAAUCCUUCAAGUAAAAUCCAUGUUUGGAUUUCAACAACCAAUUCGAAACCUUUUGAUAGUUUUAAGAUAUAAUGUAAAAUGGAUAAGAAGAUAUGUUUGGAAUGCAUAUCCUUAUUGAGCUUUCGUUGUAGUUUCCAUCCAAGAACUCAGUUCGGAAAACCCACUGACCCGAGACGCGAGACCCGGUACCCCUUAAUAGGGUUAUCAGGAGGGUCAACCCCUGUCAAAAAUAACCGGGUUGAGUCAAACUCGGUCCAAUAAUCCGGCUUGGUGUACACCAAACUUAGGCAAGGGAUAUUCUUGGCUAAAAAUACAGCAGAAUAUAUUUGCUUUUCAAAAUUAAGCCCAUGCAAGAAAGGGAGAAACAAUUUUUGGCAUCAAAGUUUCAGAUUAUUCUUGGCUUAAAAGUACAGCAAAGCGGAUUUGUUUAUUAAUGUUCCAUCAUUGUGAUUUCCUAGAAGAUCAGAAUCAACUUUUUCAUCUGCAACUUUUUAUAUAUAUUUUCCAUGAUCAUGGUCCAAAUUGUAUGACUCCAGCAACAAACAAUCAAUAGAAAUGCAAAACUAAAAAAUUACCUCUCGACUCACUUAUUUUAUUUCUUCCUGCUCAACAAAUCUUCCUUAAACCAACCAAUUUGUGCCUUUCAUUUGUAUCAAAGAACAUGGCAGAUUUUCUAUUCAGUAUUGCAGAAAAUGUUUUGGGAAAGAUAGGCUCUCUUGCCCACGAAGAAAUAUGUUUGGCACUGGGUGUAGCGAGCAAUAUGAAAAAGCUUGAUGAGAACUUAUCAGACAUCAAAGCUGUUCCUGUGAUGCUGAGGAGAAGAAGGCAGGGAACCACGAGCUGCAUAUCUGAAUUGGGAGGCUUAAGGAUUUCCUCUAUGAUGCCGAAGACGUGUUGGAUGAGUUUAAUUAUCAAGGGCUUCGCAAUCAAGUGGUGAAAGAGUUUGGAAGCAUAAAAACCAAGGUACGCAGAUUCUUUUCAAGCUCAAAUCCACCUGCAUUCCGUUUCAAAAUAGGUCAUUAGAUUGAGGAGCUUAAGGAGAGACUAGAUGAUAUAGCAGCUCAGAAGUCUAAGUUCCAUCUCACGGACACAGAGCUAGUUACUUAUGGCAUGGGGGGCACAGAGAAAGGGAGAUGACUGACUCAUUUGUGCAUGCAUCAAAUAUUACUGGAAGAGAUGCCGAUAAGGAAAAACUCAUGGAGUUUCUGUUGAAAUCAGAUGAUCUAGCUGCAGGUAUAAUCUCUGUUAUCCCUAUUGUCGGAAUCGGGGGGUUGGGAAAGACUACUCUGGCUAAGAUGUUAUAUAAUGAUAAAGAGUGUAGAUGCACAUUUUCAAUUGAAAAUGUGGGCGUUUGUCCCUGAGGAUGAAUUUGACAAGAAGAAGAUAAUAGUAAAAAUGAUGAAGUCCUUAACUGACCAAAAUAGUAAUCUGAGUGAUUUGGAUACUGGGCAAUUACAAGCUCGCAUUCGAGAUCAAUUAAAUGGAAAGAAAUUUUUACUCGUCUUGGAUGAUGUGUGGAUGGUUGAACGUAUUCGCAUUAUAUGGUUUGUGUUGAAAAAAUUGUUGGAGGUAGCUGCCAUUGGAAGUAAAGUCAUUGUAACAACACGUAAUGAUAAGAGUGUCCGAAAUGCUGGGCACUAUUGAAGGAUACAAGUUAAAAGGUCUUCCACAAGAGGAUUGUUUAUCUUUAUUGAAAAAAUAGGCGUUCAGAGAAGGAGAAGAGGAGCGCUACCCGAACCUCCUGGCAAUCGGAGAGGACAUAGUGAAGAAAUGUGGAGGGCUUCCUUUGGCGGUGAGGACAUUAGGGAACCUUCUCUACUCGAGAAACGAAGAACCGCACUGGAAAUCCUUAAGAAAUGAUGAGAUAUGGAAAUUAAAACAGGAGGAAGGGGACAUUUUACCUGCAAUAAGACUAACUUAUGAUCAAAUGCAAUCUCCAUUGAAGCAAUGUUUCGCCAUUUGUUCUGUCUUUCAAAAAGGUUAUGUGUUCAGCAGCUUUAUAUUGUGUCAGUUUUGGAUGGCACACGGUCUACUUCAAUCCCCAGAUGGAAACCAGGAACCUGAAAAUCUUGGCUUACAAUAUAUGAAGGAGCUAUACUCAAGAUCAUUCUUUCAGGAUUUCGAGGAUUAUGGUUAUUUUUUCAUGUUUAAAAUGCAUGAUUUGGUACGCGAUCUUGCACUCUUGGUUGCUCAAAAUGAGUGCUCAUCUGUCAAUUUUCAAACCAAGAGUAUACCUGAAGAUGUGCGCCAUCUUUCAUUCUCCGAUGCAGAAGCUUUAUUUGGUGAGGAGGUUUCAUGUCUUCCACAAAAUUCAAGAAAUGUGAGGACUAUACUUUUCCCAUUUGGACGACCAACACUUACAAGUGAAUCCUCCCUUGAUGCAUGCGUCUCUAAGUUCAGGUUUCUAAGGGUGUUGGAUCUAAGCAAUUCGUCAUUUGAGUUGUUGCCCAGCUCUAUUGGUGACCUGAAACAUCUGAGGUUUCUUUGCUUAUACGGCAAUCGUAGAUUAAAGAAAAUGUCCAAUUCAAUCUGCAAGCUCCACAAUCUACAAACUCUACUCGAAGAUGGAUGCGUAGAACUUGAGGAUCAGCCGAGAGAUAUUCGGAACAUGAUCAGCCUGAGAUAUCUGAAUAUCACCACGAAACAGAAGAGUUUAACAGUGAAUGGAAUUGGGUGCCUAAAAUAUCUCAGAACUCUGUUCUUGUUCAGAUGCACCAAUCUUGAGUCCCUCUUUGGACCAACAGUACACCUCCCUGCUUUGAGAACAUUGCACAUCGACUCUUGUCCUAAGUUGGUGUCUUUGUCACACAUUCCGAGGAACCUAACUGCAUUAGAGACAUUGAUGAUUCGGCAAUGUAUGCAAAUGGAUUUAAUGGAUGAGGUGGAAGACGGUCAAAAUUUGAAACUUCAGUUGCUAAUGCUAGGUGGCUUGCCACAAUUGACUAUCUUGCCAAGAUGGCUUCAAGGGUCUUCGGAGACUUUGGAAUGCUUGUGUGUUGGAUGUUCUCCCAAUUUUUCAUCCUUGCCUGAGUGGCUGCAGAACUUCAAAUCACUCAAAAAGAUUGCAUUUGAAGACUGUCCUAGGUUAUUGUCACUACCAGAUUCCUUUGGUUGUCUCACAAACCUUAAGGAAUUGAAGAUUGUAAAAUGUCCACAACUAAGUGAAAGAUGCCAGCCAGAAAUAGGUCAGGAGUGGCCAAAGAUUGUCCAUGUCCCACACAUCAAUCUAGACGAAGAUAUUGGCCUGCUGGCUGCUUAUCUUGCAGUGUAUGAUAUAGAUAGACCCUAAAGCAGACGGUGAAUUGACGUAAGGUUGCUUCACUCCAGCCUACAGCUCAAGGGUUCAUGUCCUUGACACAGUCUCUCAAAAUUGCAGGGCUCUAGUAGCAGUUCUUCAUAUUAGGACACAGCUGGUCAGAUUGGUUCAUAUCUCAAGUAGCAGCUCAUCAUAUAUGGAAAAGGUUGAUAAGAGGAUAAUGUCCCUUUUCAUUCUGCAUAAUGAUUUUCCUGCGGAAACUGUAGUAAACGAAGGGGUUAGACUUGCUUCUGCAUUGGUUAUUGUUAGGGCUUGUAAGGCCCUUCCAGUAUUAUGGUUUCUGGUUUCAUUGAUACUGAAAUGCGACAGUUCUUUUUGUACUAAGUUAUGUUUUAUGUUUGUCUUGAUCCAAGUUCAUUAUAUUAUGUAUGGCUAUAAUUUAGUCGUGGACUCUUCUAAAAGGCUUAAAAGCCUAUGAUGGUAUUUGUGAUGGAGAACGUAUGGUGUAAUACAGAAGAUUGAAUGGUGAAUCUCUUAAACGUCUUCUUCAUAGCAUCA
This is a messenger RNA of Tripterygium wilfordii, 3986 nucleotides long. Its product is annotated as disease resistance protein RGA2-like. Gene Ontology annotation, biological process: defense response to other organism. The coding region runs from base 2100 to 3461 and encodes 453 amino acids. NCBI's taxonomy places the organism in Eukaryota, Viridiplantae, Streptophyta, Magnoliopsida, Celastrales, Celastraceae. The record is from RefSeq and is a predicted model, not a curated record. The transcript is spliced from 3 exons.